AUGGCCGAAGGAAGCACAACCAGAAUCGCGGCCUGGGUCGAGGGUCUGAAGCUGGGAGACCUCAGCCAGUCCACCAGGGAGGCCGCUGUCAAGUCCUUCAUCAAUUACGUCGGAUGCACACUCGGUGGCAUAAGCCACGAGGCCACAGAGAAAGCACUAGCAGCUCAUGGUGCGCUACAAAGCUCGUCUGGACCAUGUAGUCUGCUCGGCAGCCUCAGAGGACUCGAUCCUUUGCAAGCAGCGCUCGUCCAUGCUCUGGCGUGCCACAUCCACGACUAUGACGACACGCAUCUCAGCACGGUCAUCCACCCGACAGCGGCUGUGGCCUCCGCACUCCUGGCAUAUGCCGAGGCGGCCUUUGACCAUCCCAGUGCCCUUUCUGGGGCGGACUUCAUCGUUGCUCUGACGGCAGGAAUCGAGAUCGAGUGCCUGCUCGGAGUGGCAGUGUAUCCUUCCCACUAUGACCGCGGAUGGCACAUCACAGCCAGUGUUGGUUCCAUAGGGGCCGCCCUGGCCGUCGGAAAGGCUAUGAAGCUGUCGAAAGAGCAUUUGGUGAAUGCCAUAGGCAUUGCCUCCACCCAGGUGAACGGCAUGCGCAUCCACUUUGGAUCGCAUUCGAAACCGCUUGGUGUAGGACUUGCAGCUCGGGCGGGCCUCGAGAGUGCGUACUUGGCUCAAGCUGGCAUGACGGCCGCCCCAAACAGUCUUGAGGGUCCGAGGGGCUGGAUUGAAUGCGUUUGCCCGGACCCACAAUCUGCUUAUGAGAAGUUACCGCGAUUUGUCGAGGCUUUGUACUCCGGCAAAGGAAUCGACGGGGAUGGAAAGACCGAAACGGAGAAGAACACCUUCAAGCCGUACCCUUGCGGCAUCGUGAUACAUCCAAUCAUCGACGGCUGUUCACAGCUGCGAAACGAAGGCGUCAAAGCAGAGGAAGUCCAAAGCAUAGAAUUGACCGUCCAUCCGCUUGUUCUGGAGCUGACGGGCAAGAAGAACCCCGUAGAUGGCCUUCAGGCUAAGUUCUCGGUCUAUUUUGGGGCGGCCUCUGGCUUGCUAUUCGGCAAAGCCACGCCGGCAGAGUAUAGCGAUGAAAUCGUGCAGCAGACCGCUGAGUUGAGGAGCAAGAUCUCGGCUACGAUCGAUAAGAGCAUGAGGCGAGAUGAGUGUAAGAUCCUGGUCCAGACCAAAUCCGGUACACACCAGAAGCAUGUCGAGCAUGCGGUUGGCAGCCUCGCGAAACCUAUGUCCGACGACCAAUUCCGGCAGAAGUUCGUUGAUCAGGUCGAGCCGCAGAUUGGCUUAGACUCAACUGAGCGGCUGUACUCGUCUCUUGGCAAGAUCCUAGAGGCAGACAAUGUCAUGGAUGUUGUGUAUGCUGCAAACAUCAAAUAG
Molecule: messenger RNA, 1389 nt
Organism: Cyphellophora attinorum
Lineage: Eukaryota; Fungi; Ascomycota; Eurotiomycetes; Chaetothyriales; Cyphellophoraceae
Exons: 2
Coding region: 1-1389 (462 amino acids)
Molecular function (GO): lyase activity
Source: RefSeq, a predicted model, not a curated record